This is a messenger RNA of Girardinichthys multiradiatus, 4599 nucleotides long. RefSeq names its product solute carrier family 22 member 17 (gene slc22a17). Gene Ontology annotation, cellular component: membrane. The record is from RefSeq and is a predicted model, not a curated record. Bases 853 to 2580 code for a protein of 575 amino acids. NCBI's taxonomy places the organism in Eukaryota, Metazoa, Chordata, Actinopteri, Cyprinodontiformes, Goodeidae. Gene Ontology annotation, molecular function: transmembrane transporter activity. Gene Ontology annotation, biological process: transmembrane transport. The transcript is spliced from 10 exons.
UUAUUUAUUUCCUUGUACAGGUAUUUAUUUAAUGGGACAUUCACAUUUAUUUAAUGAUAUGUUUAUGUUAUUUUGUCCAUUUUGGCCCUCCAUACCCCUCAGGGGUCAUGUUAUGAUGAAUCUGAAAAUCAUCUGGAGACCGCCUACUUGGUGUCUCACGACCCCCUGGGGGAUCCCGACCUGAACGUUGGGAACCUCUGUUUCAAGGGCUUUAGCAUAUAUCCAUUUUGAUAUUUAUUUGAGUCUAGCCUCUAACGGAACCAUUUGUUGCACAGAGUGAAUCACCAGUCCACCAUACACGAUCUUGGGCAGCAGGGUUACGAGGAGACGAUGUCUUCACGGUUUUAGCCGAUUUUUCUCGAAGUGCUCCGCCGCUGGUGGAGCUGCUCCCUUUUUAACUCCGCAGUUUUCCAUCCGCUCUUUGUCCGCCUGGCGACGCGUUCCCCUUUUGGUUCCUGUCGUAAUGUCGGCGCUCGGAAACUUGGACUAACACAGCAACACUGGACUGGGAAGCGGGGAGCCCAGCAUCCCCGGCGGCGGGGGGAGCAUCACAUGUCAAAGCGGCGGAGCGUUAGCUGAGCUCCUGACUGACAGCCGUUCAGUGUCCUUGUCUGAAUUAAAGGUGGAGAUCUUUUUCUCCAGGAUAGAAAUGUCUGAGGACGCAGGCUGGCACCGAGGCGGAGAGAACCGGUGAAAUGGGUGAAACUCCGUCUAAGCCCGAUAUGUUGCUGAUGUUUGGAGGAAACAACGGGCUCUUCUUGGAUGUCAUUUAGCAGCCUUUAAAUAAACGCUCUGCCUCACGUUUUGCCUGCGGACCUCCAACCUGAACCUCCGUCCCCUGCACCACAAACAAUGACGUCCCCAGACUCACCCCCCCUCGUCUCCCCGUCCCCAUGUCCAGCGCCUCCCCCGUCUCUGCCCUCCUCCCCAGCCCCGUCCUCCUCCUCCAUCCCUGCCCCGCCCUCGCUGCCUCCCACGGGUGAGGUGAUGGUGCUGGCUCUGGGCCGGAAGAAGCAGCGCCUGCUGAUCGCUCUCUCCAUCCUACCCAACCUCUUCCUGGCCUUCCUGCUCUCCUCCGACCCCCUCAUCACCCUCUCCCCUCCCCAUCACUGCCGCCUGCCGGGCCCGUCGCUUUCGUCGGAGGUGCUGAACGCCUCUCUUCCCUGGGAGAAGGGGACGAGGCCCGGAGAGACCGGGAGCCCCUCCCAAUGUAAGCAGUACGUCAACGGCAGCCAGUCGGCCGCUGUGGACUGCGAGGCCGGGUGGGUCUACAACGUCACCGAGGGGCUGAAGAAUAACAUCGUCACUGAGUGGGAUCUGGUGUGCGGCCAGUACUGGCUGGUUCCGGUGGAGGAGGUGUGUUUCAUCCUGGGCGUCCUGACCGGUUGUCUCGGCCUGGGCUACGCAGCCGACAGGCUGGGCAGGUCCAAGACCCUGCUGAUCUCUCUGACUCUGUCGGUGGUGUUUGGGGUGCUGGUGUGUGUCUCUCCGUACCCUUCCAUCUUCAUCGUCAUGCGUUUCUGCCUGGCUGCUGCCAGUGCAGGGGUCUAUCUAACUCUGUACAUCGCCCGUCUGGAGCUAUGUGAGCCAUCUCUCAGGCUGGUUGCGACCAUGCUGGCUGGGCUCAUGACGGUGGCGGGAGAGCUGCUGCUGCUGGCCGUGGCCCUCGGAUGCCAGUCCUGGAGGGGCCUGCUGGGAGCUGGAGCAGCCCCUUUAACCCUCUUCCUCAGCUAUGGCGUUCCUGGUGUGUUUCCAGAGUCCCCUCGCUGGCUCCUCCUGUCAGAGAGAUCCAUAGACAUGAACGCGUUCAGCGAGAGAAGGAACUCCAACAGAGACGUGAGGGAUGACGAGAGCUUCACAGAGCUGGACUCCGAGCCGGCGUCCUCCUCUCGUCCCCACCUGUCCUUCCCUGAGCUUUUUCACAGCAAGAACAUCUGGAAGAACAUGUGCGUCCUCGGCUUCACCUCAUUUAUCUCUCAUGGCAUUAGUCACUGCUACAGCUCUUUCCGCGGUGACGUCAGAGGCACCGCCCCCAGCUUCUACUGGACGUACCUGCUGUCUGUGAGCGCGGGGGGCGGCGCCUGGCUGCUGCUCUGGGCGACCGUGGACAGGUGCGGUCGCCGUGGCAUCCUACUCCUGUUCAUGACGAUGACGGGCCUGGCCUCUUUGAUCCUCCUGGGACUCAUGGAGUAUCUCAGCGAGACGGCCAUCACAGUUUUCUCAGUGCUGGGUCUCUUCUCUUCCCAAGCCACCGCAUCCCUCUGCAUCCUUUUCACCGCAGAGAUCAUGCCCACCAUCAUCAGGGGCGUCGGUGUCGGUGCCGUGCUCGCCCUUGGCUGCGUGGGCCGCCUCAGCUCCCCGAUCAUGGACCUGCGGAACCACUACGGCUACUUCCUGCAUCACGUCAUCUACUCGUCUCUGGCGCUCCUGGCCGUGCUCUCCAUCCUGCUGCUGCCCGAGAGCAAGAGGAAGCCUCUGCCUCAGACGCUGGGGGACGGGGAGCAGUACAGGCGGCCCCCUCUGGGCAGGAGGAGGAGGGACAACGUGCCGCUGCUGGCCACCCCAAACCCAGAGACCUAAAGCGGAUCAUGGCGGCGGUGUGGCGGAGCAUCUUUCACUUUCAUUCAGAGGGAAGAGACGUGGCAAUACAGAGACAAACAGAAGGAUGAAUGGAGAGAAAAGGGCUGCAACAGACUUUAUGCUUCCUAACAUAUCACUCUCUUGUCAUUCCAAACGCAGACAAACUGGUUGAGCUGCCACAGAUUUCACUUUUCUCUGUUUUUCCUAACACUAAGACUUAUGUUGAGGUGCUUCUGAACAUGAACAGAAUCCACACACAUCCAGGAAACUCUUCAUCUUCUGCUAUGAGACACACCAGCAUCCAGCUGCACGUUUCCAUCCUCCGCGUGUCUGUUGUAGAGACAGCAUGCUCUGAUUGGAGGCUGCAGUCAUUUCUAACUCCUUCUGCUGUUUGUCUUAACCUACAUAAAUCAUUUUUUAUGCGUUUGCUGCGGGUGAGAACGCACUGAGUGCUCAGAGGUGUAGAAAAUCACGGUUAAUUUUUUUUAGAAGUGUUGAUCAACGCUCUGAUCUGGCACCGGAGCCAGGGAGAACAGCAGCUGUAAGAAUAGCGCCUUGUAAGUACUGUAGAUUUUAGUUUCUUUGACUUGGGGCAUUUGAGUUUGUUUAACGCAGACUCUGUGGCUGGAACCAUCCAGUACGCUAUGCAGUGGGGGAGGACGAGCACUUUGAACUGCAGGGCUCGUUGUUUUUCCUCAGACUCAGAGACUUAAAACCUCCCCAGAUCAAUAGAUGCUAGGCAGGUGCAAACAAACAGACCCCAGUAGAGGUGUUGCUCAUGUUCACAGGCAUGUCUAUACUGGUCUUUAAUGGAAAUAGAAAAGACAGAGAAGCUGUUUGUCUUCUUGCCUGAAUGUUGAUUGAUGCUAGAAAAAGGGCCCUAUGAGCGUGCCCCCGAGACGAGGAGCAGAAGAGGGCCCCUGAGCUCCAAAUGAACCCCUCAUUCAUUCUCAGUUACACCCUGCAGGGCUCCAGGGUUAUAUGGAAAAGUCUGAAGAAGUCUGGAAUUUCAGGCUUUUCCAGGUCUGGAACGGUGUGGAAAAAGAAAGUAGGAUCAUGAAUAGAAUUUAUUUCCAGAUUUUAUUUGCUUUUUCAUUGUCUAAAUGUGCUCUUUCUUGUUUCCUUCUUUUCUCCCGCCUUCAUGUCCUUUCUUGUCUCAUUCCUUCCUGUUUUCCUCCCUUAUGCCCCUUCUUUCCUUAAUUUCUUCCUUUUGUUCCACUGUUGUGCCUUCUUUGCGUCCUUCCUUAUUGCUUUGUUACCACCCUUGUGUCCUUCUUCUUCUUCUUUGCGUGCUACUUCUCAUUUUUUGGUUCCAACUUCCUUCCUUGUGUCCUACUUCCUUUCUUCUUUCUUUCUUUUUAUGUCCUGUCCUUCCUUUCCUUUCAGUCCUCCCUUUCUUGUUUCCUUCCCUCCAUUUGUCUUGUAUUGUUAUCGCUAACUGUGUAAGUCCUUCUUUCCUUCCUUCCUUCCUUCCUCCCUCCCUCCCUCCCUCCCUCCCUCCCAGUUACUGGUUUGUAUAUAAAGCCUGCUGGCUGUAGAGGUAUCUGCCAUAAACACAGUGAAUUGUAUGUUUUUAAAUAUAUGUUAAAAACAGAAAUCUCUGGAAAUUGAGUCUGGAAAAUUAUGUAAUUUUUUACAUGAAAAAUGCGUAUGAACACUUGACUCCAGGAGAUUUGUUUAAUCUGUUUCUUGGAAAAAGUCAGAUCACAGACAGGAUGACCGAUAGCAUGUAAAUCUAGCUGUUUCAGAGACUAAUAAACUGGUGUUUGUGAGCUCAUUGUUUUCUUUGGUGCGUAGCAUUAAAAGAAGGGAUAUGGGCUGUUUAAUUUGGACUCUGAAGCUGAAACAUUUCCUCUGUAUGUUGCACUCAACAAGUCUAACACUUAUACUCUAGUUCUUAUCACUGAUUAAUCCGGGUUGAAUAUAGUUAUGUCUGACAGCACCGGCUAUCUGUUCAAUGAUGAGUGUGAUGCAGUUAAUCCUGAUUUUAUGUAAAUUAAAACAGGUUUAAAAAACAAA